This is a messenger RNA of Lineus longissimus, 1284 nucleotides long. RefSeq lists its product as uncharacterized. The record is from RefSeq and is a predicted model, not a curated record. NCBI's taxonomy places the organism in Eukaryota, Metazoa, Nemertea, Pilidiophora, Heteronemertea, Lineidae. Gene Ontology annotation, biological process: DNA integration. The transcript has a single exon. Gene Ontology annotation, molecular function: nucleic acid binding. Bases 1 to 1284 code for a protein of 427 amino acids.
AUGGAAAGGUGGCGCCUCCGUCUCACUCCCUAUAGCUUCGAUCUUGCAUACAAACCGGGACGAGAUGAAAACAAUCCUGCAGAUUUCCUCAGCCGCCACCCAAGCACUCCAGCUGAAGAAGAAAAUGUCGCAGAACAAUACGUCAACUUCGUUCGCCAACACGCCGUACCAAAUGCCAUGUUAAUGGAUGAGAUCAGAGAAGCGUCUCGUAGUGACCAAGUCAUUCAAAAACUGCACACAGCACUACAGACAAACAGCUGGAAGGACAAGGACUUGAUCCCAUACAAACCAAUUCGAGCAGAACUGCUAUCUCAUGACGACAUGAUCCUGCGACAAACCCGCUUGCUGAUUCCUGAAAAACUCCAGCAGAAAGCAAUCGACCUCGCCCACAUUGGUCACCAAGGAAUUGUCAAGACAAAACGGUUACUACGCUCGAAGAUAUGGUUUGCAGGUAUCGACAAGAUGACUGAGCAAACCAUCAAGCAAUGCAUACCAUGUCAGGCAACGACUCGAAAUUCUACCCCUCCAGAACCACUCACUAUGUCUCGCCUUCCUGCAGCUCCGUGGAGUGAAGUGUCUAUGGACUUCGCCGGUCCACUGCCAUCCAACGAUAUGUUGUUAACUGUAGUAGACGACUACAGUCGGUUUCCAGAGGUAGAAAUCAUCAACUCAACAGCAGCCAAAACCGUAAUUCCAAAAUUGGACAAUAUAUUCGCUCGACAAGGAAUUCCAGAAACCGCACGAUCAGAUAACGGUCCCCCGUUCAACAGCAAGGACUUUGAUCAAUUCGACAAACAACUCGGGUUUAAACAUCGAAAAGUAACCCCACUGUGGCCACAAGCCAACGGUGAGGCGGAACGCUUCAUGGAUCCGAUGAUAAAAACGAUACGAACAGCCGGGAUCGAAAAGAAGAACUGGAAGCAUGAACUCUGCCGUUUUCCGCGCCAAUACAGGGCAACUCCUCACACGACCACAGGUGUCGCCCCAGCCGAAGCUUUGAACAAUCGCCGCUUCCGCACUCAACUCCCGAAGAUACCCGAACGUGAUGCAAAACCAUUCAAAGGGACGCGCUCCCGAGUUCAACAGAACGUCAAGCUGAAGAAGCAAACUAUGAAAAGCUAUGCUGAUACGAAACGACGCGCCAAAGUCUCUGACAUCCGUCAAGGAGACACCGUCUUGGUACGUCAGAACCGUCAAAAUAAACUCUCGCCCUAUUUUGACCCCAAGCCUUUAACCGUGGAUAGCAAGAAAGGCAGGCCGAGGAUCAUACACGAUUACACGUAA